Messenger RNA from Camponotus floridanus (Florida carpenter ant), 3524 nucleotides. It is a transcript of the gene mGluR, whose product is annotated as metabotropic glutamate receptor. The record is from RefSeq and is a predicted model, not a curated record. The transcript is spliced from 8 exons. Bases 44 to 2833 code for a protein of 929 amino acids. Gene Ontology annotation, cellular component: membrane. Lineage: Eukaryota; Metazoa; Arthropoda; Insecta; Hymenoptera; Formicidae. Gene Ontology annotation, molecular function: group II metabotropic glutamate receptor activity. Gene Ontology annotation, biological process: regulation of synaptic transmission, glutamatergic; G protein-coupled glutamate receptor signaling pathway.
CCAAGGGCAGCGUGACACAGGCAGACCACAGCCGGCGGUUAAGAUGCGCGAGCGCGUGCCUUGGCCGUUGCUGUUCCUGACCUUGUCGCUGCAGCGGUUAUCGACGGUGUCGUUGAUGCAACCGAGGAUGCACAGCGAGGCGGUGCUGAUACCCGGCGACAUCGUGCUGGGCGGACUGUUCCCGGUGCACGAGAAGGGCGGUGGCACCGCGUGCGGGCCCAACAUCUACCAUCGGGGCGUCCAACGUCUCGAGGCGAUGCUGUUCGCUGUAGAUCAGAUCAAUCGGAAGGACGAGAUGCUGCCGGGGGUUAGGUUAGGGGUGCACAUCCUCGACACGUGCGGCCGCGACACGUACGCGCUCAAUCAGAGCCUGCACUUCGUCAGGGCGUCCCUGUCCAACAUCGACAUCAGCGUCCUGGAGUGCGCGGACAGGUCGACGCCCAGGGUGAAGAAGACCGCCAGCGCGGGGCCCAUCUUCGGGGUCAUCGGUGGUUCCUAUAGUUCGGUAUCGCUACAGGUGGCCAAUCUGCUCAGGCUCUUUCACAUCCCUCAAAUAUCGCCGGCUUCCACGGCCAAGGCGCUCAGCGAUAAGACCAGGUUCGACUACUUUGCGAGGACGGUACCGCCGGACACCUUCCAGUCGAUCGCGCUGGUGGACGUGGUGAAGAGCGCCAACUGGUCGUACGUGUCCACCGUCUACUCGGAGGGCAGCUACGGCGAAUACGGCAUCGAGGUGUUCACGCGCGAGGCAACGGAACGGAACGUCUGCAUAGCAGCGGCGCUCAAGGUACCCAGUGCUGCGGAUGAUAAGGUGUACGACGACAUCAUCCAACGUCUGAGCAAGAAGCCCAACGCCCGCGCGAUCGUCCUGUUCACUCGGGCGGAGGACGCCCGAGGUAUCCUCGAAGCCGCGAAACGGUUGAACCUCAGCCAGCCCUUCCAGUGGUUGGCCAGCGAUGGCUGGGGUCGACAGAGCAAGCUGGUCGAGGGCCUCGAGGAGGAGGCCGAGGGUGCCAUCACCGUCGAGCUGCAGUCGGAAAACAUCCCCGGCUUCGACGAGUACAUGGCGUCGCUCACCCCCGAGAACAAUCGACGGAAUCCUUGGUUCGGGGAGUACUGGGAGGAGGUGUUCGGCUGCCGCUUGAGGAGGUACACGCCGAGCAUGGAGCGUCUCAGUCAGCAGGUGGGCUGGAGGAGCGCCAAUUCCGGCAAUCAGAGCCUCGCCCCGUGCAAGCCCGAGUUGAGGCUGACGGCGGCCAGCGGCUACGAGCAGGAAUCCAAGGUGCAGUUCGUCGUGGACGCGGUGUACGCGUUCGCCCUGGCCCUUCAUAAUCUACGCCGAGACCUCUGCCGCGACCGCGUCGAGGGCCUGUGCCCGUCCAUGGCCAACUACGACCGCGGCGCGUUCUAUAGGAAUUAUCUGCUGAACGUGUCCUUUAUAGACGACGCCGGCAGCGAGGUGAAGUUCGACGAGCACGGGGACGGUCUGGCGCGAUACGAGAUCCUCAAUUUUCGAAAGGGGACGAACAACAAUGGCACCAACGGCUAUCACUAUCGGGUGGUGGGCAAAUGGUACAAUUCCCUGGACAUUCGCACGGAGGAGAUGGUGUGGGCGCGGGGGACGAAGGAUAUACCGAUCUCCGCGUGCUCGCUGCCCUGCGAGCCAGGUAUGAUAAAGAAGCAACAGGGUGACACUUGUUGCUGGGUCUGCGAUCAGUGCGAGGCGUACGAGUUCGUCUACGACGAGUACACCUGCAGGGACUGCGGCCCGGGAUACUGGCCGCAUCCUGACAAACGGGGCUGCUACCAGCUUCCGAUCAAGCAUAUCAGGUGGAGCAGCGCCUUUGCCAUCGCGCCCGCGGUGAUAUCCUGCCUGGGGAUCGUGACGACCCUGGCGGUGGCGUGCCUGCUCUUUCAACAUCGCGACACCCCGGUGGUUCGUGCCUCAGGACGAGAGCUCACCGCGAUCCUGCUGGCGGGCGUCCUCGUCUGCUACCUGAACACCUUCGUGCUACUCGCCACCCCGACCACGGCGAUCUGCGUCCUGCAGCGCUUCGGGAUAGGUGUCAGCUUCAGCGCCAUGUACGGUGCCCUGCUCACCAAGACCAACAGGAUCGCCAGGAUCUUCGAUUCGGCCUCGCGGUCUGCCGUCAGGCCGCGGUACAUUAGUCCGACGUCCCAGGUUUGCAUCGCGGCUGCUCUGAUCGCCUUUCAGGUGGUGCUCACGCUGAUCUGGAUGAUCAUCGAGCCGCCGGGCACCAGGUACUCGUAUCCGGAUCGCCGCCAGGUGAUCCUCAAGUGCAACAUCCAGGACAUGAGCUUCCUCUUCUCCCAGCUGUACAACGCCCUGCUGAUCCUCGUCUCGACCGUGUACGCGGUGAAGACCCGCAGGAUACCGGAGAACUUCAACGAGAGCAAGUUCAUCGGCUUCACCAUGUACACGACGUGCAUCAUCUGGCUCGCCUUCGUGCCCAUCUACUUCGGCACCGGCAACGCCCACGAGACGCAAAUCACCACGCUCUGCGUGGCCAUCAGCCUGAGCGCCUCCGUCACCCUCGUCUGCCUCUACUCGCCCAAGGUCUACAUCAUCGUCUUCCAGCCGGACAAGAAUAUACGCGGCAAGGUCUGCAUGGGCAGCACGUUCAAGAAGCAGGGCAGCAGCGCCGGCGCCUCGUCUAUGACCAAGUACACAGGCUGCGAGUCGGCGAGCGAGAACGUGCCCUUGCAAAGUGCCCUAACCGCGGCGGUGCGGACGUCCGUGGGAGUCACCGAGAUCUCGCUAACGUCCAGCACCAUCAGCAGAACUAAUAACGAACAAGUGGCGCAAUUGUAGACUCAUACACACACACUCACAUACACACAUGCGUGCACGGCCUUCGUAAUUAUGUAAAUCGUUGAACGCCGAGGCGCAUUCGGAAAGAUUAAGAUUGAUAUGGAAUUAUACACCCCCGACCCGUUGAUGCUUCAACUUUAAUUUACUUAUUAAAGAGAUUAAUAAUUGAAUUAAAAUUUGAAAAUCAACUUUGAAGACGCUGAGCGUCUCGCGAUUAUCAUCGUUAUCAUUCAUAACAUUCUAUUGUCAAUCGAGAAAGAGAGAGAGAGAAAGAGAGAGAGAGAGAGAGAGAGAGAGAGAACGAGAGAAAGAAAAAAGAGAGAGAGAUAUCGAGAUUAUUGAUCGUUAUCAUGAUCGCUGUUGUCGUUAUUGUUACUGUUAUUGUGCAUAAAUUAUACGCAUACACAUAGGACAUACACAUGUACGUGCAUUUAUCGAUCAAGCUGAUAUACCGAGUGAUCCACUAAUUCUAGUCGAGCACCUCACAAUAUGUAUGAUUUGGAUUGCGCGAGAUGUAUACAUAAAUGUGGUUUUCCGCAUCGAUUUCUUACUUAUUUAUUUAUAUAUUUAUUUCUUUAUUUAUUUUUUCGAAAAGGAACGUUCAACGUUCUCCGAGAGAGCGCCUUUCGACGAGAUAAUCGUAUAUACAGCGGACAAUAAAUAAAUGUACUUAAAGCGAACGCAUUUAUCG